AUGGCGGGGCAAAAUCCAGGUUCGCCGACUGACUUUCAAUAUUUUUACGAGGAUGAAGUGUAUAAAAUCAACAAUCGCGGUCAAGUAGUCUUCGGUCUGGUACUCGAGAAUUAUGAAGCCAACUCCAGCGAUCAAGAGAGCGACAUUGAAACACCUAUACAAAAAGGCGAAAUUCGUGUUGUCUGGCAUCCUUCCGGCACGGAGCGGGUCAUAUCCGAGAAGUCGGUUGGAUUAGCAGACCGCUCAUUGAUGCCUGGAGAUGUUGUUCGUCGUCUAAUAGCUGGCAAAGAUACCCAAAGAGGCUACUGCAGGGAUAUUAUAAUGACUGCAGCACUGCAAAUAGUUGGCACUAAACAUGUUAUACCAAGUGUCGCUAGUGAGAGACUGCAGCCACUUGAAGAAUUCACUCCUGAUUUAGCAGUUUGCCUUGAUUCCUGGGUUGGAACUUCUAAGGCUGUGAACAGCAAACUUCGUCUGCUAUCUGCUGAUGGAUCACGUCUCGAAUACCCAGACCUCGACACCUGUCCCCUCGAAGACUACUCUAUGCGUCGUCGACGUUCCACUCCGUAUUCUUCCUCUGAAUUUUACCCCGGGCAAGUCGUUUACGGUCCCCUGGGGUCUCUGGAUAACGCCAACUGGUUGCAAAUUACCAAGGAAAUGAAAGCUGCUAGGAAACAUAAGAUGCAUGACCACAAGUUCACUGUGGAAGCGGUGCUAACAGAAAGUGUUAGUGUUCACUGGCAGUGCAGAGCGCUGUGUACUCAUCCCUCGGACUCCAACGGACCUCACCAACCCAAGUACCUAGUUGAAGGUGAAGAUCUAAAGAACCUCAAGUUGCUGAAUGUGUUUGAACCGUGCACACUGCAGGUCGGUGAUAGAAACUUCCUCACUAUUGGUCCCGAAGACUCCUUCAUCAGUAAGAAGCAAUGGAGAAAACAACAAAGUAAAUACUACAGGAAUCUCCGCAAACAGAGCAGGCCAGUAAAGAAACCUUCCAAGACCGAUACUAACUCUACAGACCACGUACCGUCAAGACCUAAAAAACGCGCUUCCUCACACCGGAAACUCAAACCUGUGGACAACGAGAUGGAAAUAGACGAGAGAACUGAUGAGAAUUUAGAACGUUUAGUAGACGAGGCUCUGAAGCGAGACACCGUGAAGUGCCCCAGUAUUAAAAUCGAACCAAUAGGAGACGCCACUACGUUUAAUGCUAGCAGCCAGGACGACACCGUCACUGAAGAGAAAAAUGACUCUGGAAUCAGUCCGGAACCAACACGUGAGGACGGCUGUCUACUGAACGGUGACAGCAAGUCUGACAUCGCGCUCAACGACGACGACUCUGACAACUGGGAGAACACCAGCAGCGAUGGCAGUGAUACUGACAGCGGCGCGACAUGGUCCUCCCGCUGCUCGUCGGCGGCGUCGGGGCGCGGCAAGCGCUCGCCGCAGCUGGCGGUGCGGCUGCUGCGCGGCAAGCGCCUCAAGCGCACCGUGCGCCGCGCGCCGCCCGCGCCGCCCCCGCGCCGCGGCGACCGCGUCGUCGUCGAGACGCUGCACACCACCAGCCGCGCCAACGUCGUGUGGCAGGACGGUACAAUAGAAAUGGGCAUUCCAUCGAUACAGUUGUACCCAAUCCAUCAUCUGGAUGGACAGGAGUGCUUCCCUGGGGAUUUUGUAGUUAGUGGCGCCGCCAAUAUAGAAGAAAAUCAUCAGUUGAAACAUAGAGAAUACGGAGUAGUACAAAGGGUAGAUCACCACGGUCGGACGGCCAUCGUUCAUUGGUACCGCACCUAUACGAGCGCUGAAAAACCUGUCCCACAAAUGUUGCAUGAGAGUGAGGUGAGCGUGUACGACCUAAAAGACCACCCGGACUUUCAGUAUCGACCAGGCACUGUCGUCAUCAGGGUUGCCAACUUCACGGGUGAAGACGCCAAGUGCACUGCAGGACAGGUGAUAGACAAUUUCCCGUCGGGCCGGGUCAAGGUGUGGUGGGUUGACGGACACACGAGUAUGUGUUGGCCACAGGAUCUCUACAAGGUUGGUGAAUACGACAGUGAAGAAGGUGAACUCUGGGGCUCAGAUGGGUCAGGAUCGGAAGACUCGUGGGAGACUCAGAGUUCAGCGCACGACCCUGAGCCGAAGACACCUGAUCAGCCUCAAACGCCUACGCCUCCCGAACUUGUCGCUGCCAACAACGCUGAUAAUCCAGUGAUAUCGGCGGCGGUGAUGCUGACCAGUAGCGAGAUCAACGCGGGCGAGUGCGUGCUGACGAGCGCGGCGGGCGCGGCCGUGCCCAAGCUGCUGGAGCCGCGGGUGGCCGCGCACAUCGAGCGCGGCCGCGUGGCCAUGCGCCGCCUCGAGGAGAUGUUCGCUAAACAACCCUCACUGCAAAAUCAGGAUGUUAUGAGGAAACUACUAAAUUUGUACAAAGACUGUCGAUUUUUAGAUCGGCUAAUGGGCACUACCUUUUUCCAUGAAGAUCAUUUUCUGGGCCUGCUGGAGCGCGUGCGCGAGCGCGGGGCGAGCACGCCGCGCGCGGGCGAGCGCCGCGUGCACGAGCAGCUGGCGCGCCUGUUCGCGCCCAGCGACCCCGCCUCCACCGCGCCCGCCGACUGCAUGCUCGUGGACGACGACCACGACACGCCCAAACCGCUCGUCGCCGCACACGCCAGCGUCGUACCCAUGGAGGUGGAAUCGACGAGUAGUAAGAAACAAUUACAUUUAAACAUAGAACCGGUACAAGCCUCUGGAUCUGAAACAAGUGUUAUACAAGACAAUACUAGUAAAUUUGAGUUAGCAAUCAAUGAAAAUCCGUCCGGUGAAACGAGCGACGGAGAAGGCAACAGUCGUAACGUGUGCUACAAACUAUGCAAUCUAAUACACGCUCAACUUGUCAAGGCACACGCGGAAGUUAGCCGGAGAAGGCCUCAAGAGUUGGCCGAUUUCUUAAACACCUUAAUGAUGAAAAGAAACGCGACAGAGGAGAAGUUACUCUACCACUUUUCAGUUCAGUAUGGUGCACUCGUUGUCAGUAUGGCUGACCAAGAUGACAAGGCUGAAGAAAAACCAGUUGAAGGCAGUGAAGUCAAGGACGCAACUACAGCCACAACCAAAAGCGAUGGAGCCGCUGCCGCUGAAACAGCACCUCUUGCAACGGCUGAAGGUACCGACGAACCAGAGACAAUAGAAACUCCUCCAGCUUCGCCCAGCGACGCUUGCGGGGGUGAAGGCUUCUGUAUCCUGGAGAAUGCGCCCGCUUCACAUCGGUUCCGUUUAUCCAUGCAGCAGCCUUCGGAGCCUAGGACCUUCUACUCCGCGGUUAAAAGGGAGAUCAAAUUACUCAAGAGCGAUUUGCCCCCCGGUGUGUGGGUUCGUGGCUACGAGGACCGCAUCGACCUACUUUCCGUAAUGAUCGCAGGGCCCACCAAGACUCCUUACGAAGGCGGUCUGUUUGUGUUCGAUGUGCAGUUGGGCGGCGAGUACCCACGAGCUCCCCCGCUUUGCCACUACCACUCGUAUUGCACUGACAGGCUCAACCCUAACUUGUACGAGGACGGCAAGGUUUGCGUGUCACUGCUGGGGACGUGGUCGGGGCGCGGCGUGGAGGUGUGGGGCAAGGACAGUUCACUACUUCAAGUGAUCGUGUCCCUACAGGGGCUUAUCCUCAACGCUGAACCUUACUUUAAUGAAGCAGGCUAUGAAAAACAAAAAGGUACUCAGCAGGGCAAGGAAAACUCGCGCAUGUACAACGAGAUGGUGCUGCUGAAGCUGGUGCAGUCGAUGAGCAAGAUGCUGCUGAACCCGCCGGAGCCGUUCCGCGCGGAGAUCAUGGCGCACCUGCGGGGCUCGGCGGCGGCGCUGUGCGCGCGCCUGGAGGCGCUGGUGGCGCCGGGCGCGGGGGCGGGGGCGGGGGCGGGCGCGGGCCCCGAGUUCCCGCUCGUGCCCGCGUCGCGCGGCUUCUGCCUCACGCUGCGCUCGUCGCUGGACGCGUUCCGCGCGGCGCUGCGGCGCCACGACAUCGACGUGCCGCCGUCCGCCUUAUAG
Arctia plantaginis is the source of this 4044-nucleotide messenger RNA. The record is from the annotation of a GenBank genome assembly. Lineage: Eukaryota; Metazoa; Arthropoda; Insecta; Lepidoptera; Erebidae.